AUGGGAAACGCACAAGCGCGAAAGCGCAAAGCCAGCGAUGAUGAGCCGGAGCGUUUCCCGAUGGCCGAGCCUCGACAAAAGAGAAGACGACUCGAUUCAGAGGGAAUGUCCGAUGAAUAUCGAUCGGCAAUUGAUAAUGGAUCAAUCCUUUCAUUACAAUCAAUCAUCUCCAACACAAAUACGAUUGCCAAUGAUCCGCCGAGAAAAAGAAAACGAUUGGGUGAUCGUCUGAGCAAACUUUUCAGCUUUUCCACUCAUAAACUUGAUGAGGGAGAUCAGCAACAUGAAGAGCCAAUUUCAAGCGCAUCUAGUGAACGAGGAAUGCAUGGGAAUCGAGUUGAAGAUGGCACUAACUUUGCCUCUCCGGCUUCAGUGUCGAGAACAGUGUGGCCAGUUCCAUGGCUCGAAUCCCUUUUUCUUCCUGAAUUCCCCAAUCGUAAUACAGUCACCGAAAGAAAUUUUGUGAGAAUGCAUGAAAUCGGUCGGGGAUCAUUUGGACGAGUUUAUCGAGUUGUGGCCCGCAAAGAUUCGAGAGGAGUUUACGCGCUGAAAGUCAUGGAAAAAUCGAAGAUUCUUUCAAGAAAUGCUGUCGAACAAGUGAAGCGAGAAGUCAAGAUACAGAAGCACUUGGGCGCAUACACUUUUGUAGCAAGGCUCUUUUUCUGUUGGCAGAACCGGGGAAAUCUUUUCUGUUUACAGCAAAUUGCCGACGGUCCAUCUGGGGAUCUUUUCACCGUUUGGAGAGAUCACGGUCCAUUUCCCGAAGAGACGAUACGCAUUCUUGGAGCCGAGUUUGCAUGUGCUAUAGAUUAUAUGCAUCGAAAUGGGAUUAUUUAUCGAGAUUUAAAGUUGGAAAAUGUGGUAAUUGAUGGAGAUGGGCACAUUCUAAUUGUUGAUUUCGGAUUGGCAAAAGAGCUUCGCAUGGGUGAUAAGACGAGCACAAUUUGUGGCACUUUACAAUACAUGGCGCCAGAAGUGGCAGCAGGGAAUGGAUAUGGGCAUUGGGUUGAUUGGUGGUCACUCGGCGUUCUCUUACACAUCCUUUUUACUAAUCGCUAUCCGUAUCCGAAUGCUGAUGCUGGUCAUCACACAGAACUUGUCUUUGUCGACUACUCAACCCCACCAGCUGCUUCAAAAGAUCUGGGAAAUUUUCUGGACAGGCUUUUAUCAGGCGCACUCACGAGACGAUUAUGCUAUUUUGAGGUGAUUCACGCGCACGAGUUUUUCAGCGGAAUCGAUUUUCAGGCAAUUGAACAAAGAAGGUUUUCUCCACUUGCCUACUUUCCGUGGUUUGACGGCUGUGUUUCGUGUGUUUCGGAUCGAGAAAGCGAAAGCUCGGACGCGGAUAAAAGUUUUGAGUCGAUGUUUGAAGAGCAAUAUCAAGACUUUGACUAUUUCAACGAAGCGAUGGCUCAUUUCGCUCCCGAAUGCGUGCCUAUGCAAUUG
Messenger RNA from Mesorhabditis belari, 1446 nucleotides. Lineage: Eukaryota; Metazoa; Nematoda; Chromadorea; Rhabditida; Rhabditidae. The record is from the annotation of a GenBank genome assembly.